Messenger RNA from Pocillopora verrucosa, 1475 nucleotides. Its product is annotated as NADH-ubiquinone oxidoreductase 49 kDa subunit-like. Gene Ontology annotation, molecular function: oxidoreductase activity, acting on NAD(P)H; quinone binding; NAD binding. Gene Ontology annotation, biological process: mitochondrial electron transport, NADH to ubiquinone. NCBI's taxonomy places the organism in Eukaryota, Metazoa, Cnidaria, Anthozoa, Scleractinia, Pocilloporidae. The record is from RefSeq and is a predicted model, not a curated record.
AGGAGAUUCAAGAUGGCGGCGAGUGUCGUUCGUCAGUGUGGUCGCCAUUUUCUGGGCAAAUCAUUAAUCCGCCGUGUUCCUGUGGUUUCUUCUGUCCGACAUCUACGUCGGCUCCCUGUAAGUGAGGUUGAAGAGGAAAUGAAACCGCUGAAGUUGCAGGGUGAAUUAGCCUCCAUGGCAGGAACUAUUAUGUACCCUAAUGAAGAAUCUGCUAAGUGGGAUGUUGAUGUUCCUAUUCAGGAAAAGCUGGUCACAAACAUGACAGUCAACUUUGGUCCCCAACAUCCAGCUGCCCAUGGAGUGUUGAGGCUUGUUUUGGAACUUGAUGGAGAGGUGAUUAUGCGUGCAGAUCCACACAUUGGUCUUUUGCAUCGUGCAACAGAGAAGUUGAUAGAAUACAAAACAUAUCUGCAGGCCCUGCCAUACUUUGAUCGCCUGGAUUAUGUCUCCAUGAUGACAAAUGAGCAGUGUUACUCUUUGGCAGUGGAGAGACUCCUUAACAUUGAUAUUCCAGAAAGAGCUAAAUGGAUUAGAGUGUUGUUUGCAGAGAUCACCAGAAUACUGAACCACAUCAUGGGUGUAGGUACUCAUGCUCUUGAUGUAGGUGCCAUGACACCAUUCUUUUGGUUGUUUGAAGAGAGAGAAAAGUUGAUGGAAUUUUAUGAACGUGUGUCUGGUGCACGCAUGCAUGCAGCCUAUGUAAGACCAGGAGGAGUUUCCCUGGAUAUGCCAAUUGGUUUAAUGGAUGACAUUUAUGACUUCAUUUCAAAGUUUGCUGAGAGACUAGAUGACCUUGAAGAGAUGUUGACAAACAACAGAAUCUGGAAACAGCGCACAGUUGAUAUUGGAGUUGUAACAGUGGAAGAUGCUCUUAACUGGGGUUUCAGUGGAGUCAUGUUGCGUGGAUCUGGAAUCAAGUGGGAUCUGCGAAAAUCCCAGCCGUAUGAUGCUUAUGAUAAAGUGGAGUUUGAUGUUCCCAUUGGCAAAAAUGGAGACUGUUAUGACAGGUAUUUGAUCAGAGUGGAGGAAAUGCGGCAGAGUUUGAGAAUUAUUGAACAGUGUCUGAACAAGAUGCCUGCAGGAGAGAUUAAAGUAGAUGAUGCCAAAAUCUCACCACCAAAGAGGGCAGAAAUGAAGGAGUCUAUGGAAGCACUUAUUCACCAUUUCAAGCUCUACACGGAAGGUUAUCAAGUGCCACCGGGUGCAACAUACACAGCGAUUGAGGCCCCUAAGGGAGAGUUUGGUGUUUAUCUUGUUUCGGACGGCACCAGCAGGCCUUAUCGCUGUAAAAUAAAAGCGCCUGGAUUUGCACAUUUGGCUGGUUUGGAAAUGAUGUCCACUGGACAUAUGUUGGCUGAUGUUGUGGCCAUUAUUGGCACCCUUGAUGUCGUCUUUGGAGAAAUCGAUCGCUAAGUUCCUUGGUAAUCGGUAAAAUUAAGGUUAUCUUGCAUCAGAGGGUUAACUUUACAGCAUGU